Spinacia oleracea (spinach) is the source of this 907-nucleotide messenger RNA. Its product is annotated as ubiquitin-conjugating enzyme E2 2. The coding region runs from base 291 to 749 and encodes 152 amino acids. The transcript is spliced from 6 exons. Lineage: Eukaryota; Viridiplantae; Streptophyta; Magnoliopsida; Caryophyllales; Amaranthaceae. The record is from RefSeq and is a predicted model, not a curated record.
CAACGAGUAUUACAACAUGCUUUGUUCAUCAUGUACUAUAUACUCCGUAAUUCCAAUAUUCUCUCUCCUGCUUUCCUUUUCCCCGCUUUCUGUCUAACACCGAAUCUAAUCGAUCAAUGAAAUUCCAUUUCUAACACCGCGUACUCUCUCACCUCCUCAUUCUUCUUCUUCAUCUGCUCUCUUUCUCUCUCCUAAAUUCCUUCUUUCUCCGCCAUAUUCCCCCAAUUCUGAGGUCCUUUUCGUGAAUUCUCCCCCUUUUCUCGCCGCAGUUUCUUCCCCAGGCGGUGAGGAUGUCAACUCCUGCAAGGAAGAGAUUGAUGAGGGAUUUCAAGCGCCUGCAGCAAGACCCACCAGCUGGGAUUAGUGGUGCCCCCCAAGAUAAUAACAUUAUGCUAUGGAAUGCUGUUAUAUUCGGUCCUGAUGACACCCCUUGGGAUGGAGGCACGUUCAAAUUGACACUGCAGUUUUCUGAGGACUACCCAAAUAAGCCUCCUACAGUCCGCUUUGUGUCCCGGAUGUUUCACCCAAAUAUUUAUGCAGAUGGAAGUAUCUGUCUUGACAUCCUACAAAACCAAUGGAGUCCCAUUUAUGAUGUUGCUGCUAUCCUAACGUCAAUUCAGUCUUUGCUAUGUGAUCCGAACCCAAACUCUCCUGCAAAUUCAGAAGCUGCACGGAUGUUCAGUGAGAACAAGCGUGAAUAUAAUAGGAGAGUGCGUGAGAUAGUCGAGCAGAGUUGGACUGCUGAUUAAUCCCUGCUGAUGAAGUGUAUGCAUUGUAUCUGAGAAUGAAGAAUUGGGUCCUUAAGUUGCAUGUAUGGCUCAUUUGAGCAAGACUGUGUUAGAUUGUUGCCUUACUGCUUGAAUCUUGACUUAGCAAUAAAAUUCUUAUUGUUCUUUAGGUGUGAGAA